Messenger RNA from Pelobates cultripes (western spadefoot toad), 22154 nucleotides. Lineage: Eukaryota; Metazoa; Chordata; Amphibia; Anura; Pelobatidae. The record is from the annotation of a GenBank genome assembly.
GGUGGAAAGGCAUCAAACCGACUGUCGCCAUUCUCUCGCGAGGAAUUUCCAACCCUGCAGGCGGCUGGGGACCAGGACAAGAGUGGGCACGACCAGGGCACCUCCGCUGUGUCGUAUGGGCCCGGACCAAGCCUCCGCCCCCAAAGUGGGUCUUUAUUUAAUUUUUUAUAAAUGUUGCACUCUACCUAUUGAAAACCGUGUUUUUUUUUUUCACUGUAAUACAGUGGAUGUGAUGUCCAUUGUCUCUGUAGCGCAGUACAUGAUAUCCUGUGUUUCUGUUGUGCAGUGUAUCUGAUGUUCAGUGUGUUGGUGUUCCGUGAAGCAGAGUGCGUAACAUUGUGUGUUCAUGUCAUUGUAGUGCUCUAUUGUUUUAUAUUUUUUGACUUGUUUUGUUUUGUUCAAUUUCUCUACAUUUAUUUUUCACCACAGAUGCAACGAACUGGAGGGACGGGGGUGGGAGGGGUGGGCUUGCUCCGGGCUCCAUGGAUGGUGAAAACCGCGAACUCCUAGCAGAUGCGGCUCACCCACCCAACUGUGAGCCGGCCCCCCGUCCAGGGCUGCCUGGCCCCACACCCCAACAGUUCCCUCCAUACCGGGGGAUGCUGGCACCAUUUGUAAGUAACAUGUAGCAUUCAUUCGCUUGCAUUUUCUUUCUUUUCUUCCACUACAGUUUUACUUACAUUUUUAUGAAUGUAACUUUAUUUUUAAACUAAUUCUUCCUUCCUUUCCUCUUGCUUUGUGUGUUUCUCUUUUUAUUGUAUGUUCCAGAUGUAUCCCCCAUACCUGCCAUUCCCUCCUCCUUAUGGGCCACAGGGUGCUUUCCGUUUCCAUGGACCGGAUGCUCCCAGGUAACAUUAUUAGUCAUUUAAAAUCUGUUCUGCAUUUGUAGAUAUAAACAUGUCAGAAGAAACCGUUUUCCUCCCCUGUAAUCAGAUUGUUGGGGAAGGGGGAGCAAGGCUUGACAGCACUGAUGGCAUUAUUUGGGGUUUGUACAUGGUGGCAGCCAGUUGCUUCCAUUUUGGUUGAUCCCAUUAUACAACACUGCAAAAUAUGUUGAUGCUCUUAAGUAAUCCAAGUAGUAGACUCCUGGUAUUUAACAUGACAUUGUAUAUUACAGCAUUGCUUAGGUGGUUCUAAAGUAUUUUUAAUAUGUUACUUUAACAUAUCUUAUCUGGAACUCAUGCUAGAGGAAUACAUGAUUGACCUUUAUCUCCCCUGAAUCCUUAACCAGUCCCCCCAGGGCAACAUGCCACAAAUUAGUAGCAUAAAGCAGUUGGUAAUAACUCGUUAAUAUUGUCAUGACAUAAAGCUAUCUUGGUGGGAUUCUUUGGAAUGUACUGUGGUUAAAGAUGUCUAUUCUUCGAUGGCUUUAGGUUCCCACGACUGGCCCCUCCUCGUGCCCCUCACACAGCUCCCAGGAUGCCUGAUCCUGUGAAUCGCCCAUCCAUUUUAAAGCAAGAUGAUCUGAAAGAAUUUGAUGAACUUGAACAGGAAGCGGAUGAUGGAUGGGCAGGUGAGGGAAUGGUGUAUUUUCAAGGAUAUAUGUCAUUGUAUCUAUACAUGUGAAAGGUGCUUGCUUAAUUUUGUCUGUCUUGUAACAGGGGCUCACGAAGAGGUGGAUUACACAGAAAAGCUGAAAUUCAGCGAUGAUGAGGACGGGAAAGAUACAGACACUGAAGAGAAAAGGUUGGUGUUUUUUUGUUUGCAUUCUUUUGUUUUUCCACCUGUUUUCUUUGGUCUCUCAUCAAUCAUUCCUCCAGGUCUGUCAGUAGUUUGUUUUGGUUCAUUUGUUUCUGCAUUAAAGGGCUGAAAAUAUUUGUACUUGUACUAAAAACGUACAACCUUUAUUAUUUACUCAGGGACUUUACAGACCCGAAAACUGAACAGGCGUCUGCCCCUCCGCCACAGAAGGUGGUCGAACCUUCAGAUGCACGGAAGGGUACUCCCACAGAGGAGAAGCCUCCUUCUGCUAAGGCAGCCUGGACAGAGGUGCCCAGAGCACCAGAACCCAUACAAGCGCCUGUCCCAACUGCCCCACCCGCUCAGAGGGGUGUGUCUUCACAACGUGGGCCGCAGCCUGAACACAAGGUAAUUGCCAUGUGUUGUGAAUGUUGUACAUUCUACGUUUGAAAACCGAAUAAUUGCUCCAGUGUACUGCAGACACAUCUGGGUAAAUUCAGGACAGUUACUGUUAAUACUUGGCUUUCUUGUGUUUGUUGAACAUGCUCCUCUGAUUAUCAGCCAGACCUGUACCUUUUAAAGCUCUAGAUCAGGGCUAUCUAACUGGUGGCCCACCAGGCUUUGUCCAUUAAAUAUUUUUUAACAUAGUUUUAUUAAAUGGCACUGACUCUUCUGUUGUUGGUGUUUUGUAGAAGCAGUGACAGCUGUGUAUCCAGCAAGCUUGUUUCUUGCUGCAUUCAGAAUGAGAAAGGUUAUUAGUGAGUGUUGGUGGUGGGAUGUCACAUCCAUUCCAUUUACUUUACAGGCUCCUCUCACUCAACGUAUGGCUGUGUGAGGAAAGGGCAUAUGUAGGUUGUAAGAUAAGGAAGUGUAAUAUGCUGCAAGCCGAAAAAUAUCAAAUAGUGAUUUAUAUGUCCUAUAUAUCACACCCUCGGUGGUUUAUGAACUAGCCUGACUGAGGAGAGAAAUGGACAUAAAUAAGAAUUGGAGAAGCAAGAGGAGAAAAUGGUGGGGUAAUGGAGAAUGAUUUGUGAAAAGUGACCAUUUUUAAAUAUGCUUUUCUCCCAGGAGAAGCAGACUGCACCCCCACCAGUAGUGGAAGAUGAAGACGAGGCAUGGCGACAGCGUAGGAAGCAAUCUUCCUCUGAAAUCUCACAGGCAGUGGAACGUGCAAGGAGAAGGAGAGAGGAAGAAGAGCGCAGGAUGGAGGAAGAGAGGCGCGCCGCAUGUGCUGAGAAGCUGAAACGCCUGGAUAUGAAGAGGCGGCCUGCUCCAGAGGAGCCUGAAGCAGCUCCGAGAGCGCGAAGUGUAGGUGCAGAAGAGGCCGAGCAGCGCAGUCAGACUCCUCCAGGUAAUGAUGUUACAGAACCCGUUAAGUAUGUGUAUCUAAUAAACUCUGUUUAACGUAGUCUAAUCCUUGGAGAGAGAGAGCCUUAUUGCUGACAUGUCUCUGUGUGAAAAGCUGCUAGCACAUGCUGUAUACCUGCACAUUUACUUUCCUGUCUGAAAUGAACAAAGGAUUUGAACAUUUUACUUUGAAAUAGCUGAGGAAAAUAUUUUCACUAUGGAUAUGUUGCCCAAGAGGGUAGGCAACUUUUGGCACUCCAGAUGUUGUGGACUACAUCUCCCAUAAUACUCUUCCUGUUAUAAUCCUGGCAAAGCAUCAGGGGAGAUGAAGCUCACACCACCUGGAAGUUGAAGGUUGACAACCCUUGUCAUUACUUAGAAAUUUCAGCUUUUGUGAGUAAACCUGUGUGAAUUAAAAAACAAGGUAUAGUAGUAAUCCCAACAUCUCCCCUUUUCUCCCUCAUUAGUUAUGGAAACCCCACCUGCUGUUGUGACUGUGCCGCAGCCUGCAGUUGUUCCUAUACCUCCAGAAUCUCCUCCAGUGAAGGUAGAGCCAGCCUCCCCUUCCCAAGCAGACAUUAAACCGGAGCCAGCCCCACCAACCAGUCGCCCACCCCCUGCAGGGCCGUCGCAGGUGGGAUACAGUAAAUUUCAGAAGAGCCUGCCUCCUCGAUUUCAGCGCCAGCAGCAGGUACAGUAUAGGUUUGCUGUGGGAUUAUCAGCAAGGACCUGAUGGAAUUUAGAUGUAAAUAAAUUAACCAAUAUAUCUCUAAAUACUCUUAUAAUCUGGGUUAUUCACUAAAGCAACAUUAUUGUGAAUUAACAAAGUAGUUGCAAAGUUAAGGAAAAAUUAAAGCUGAAAAAUGGCUCACUUGGAGAAAUGGAUUUCUCUCUAUUUCUUGCACACAGUUUGGCAAGUAUCUGUAAUUCCAGGCUAUUUUAAAUAAACAGCUUUUGAUCUAAGUGUUGGUAUCUGAAACUGAACCAUAUGGCCAGCCGAGAUAUGUUUUAUAGAAUUGCGAAAUGUAACCUCCAAUAACAGAGGUGUUGCUAUUCCAUUAUGUUGACUUUGGUGCAGUUUAUAUUUGUAAAAUGUGGACAAAGUCCAGUCAGACCAAGCUGUGAUUCUGACAUGUAAACAUUCUUUGACUCCUUCCCUGGUAGAAAAUGCUAAGCCAGAGGGGAAACGUUGAUGUUCUAUUGCCCUGCACAGAUUUCCAGUUAGCUUUUAUUUUCAUUUACUUCUAGCUAGAUAUUGUUGGUAACAUUUCCUGCAUUUUAGUUACCCUGUCUGCACCUUUAUUAUUUUUACUUCCUUUUAAACGGCUAUUAUUUAAUAUUAUUUUGCAGUGUCAUGGUGCAAGAGUGAAACUUUGUUGUUCCUUUAGAAAAAAGGGGAAAAAAUGUAUGUUGCCAAACAUACACAGAGUUAUUUACUAAAAUGAGAAUUCACAGUGCAUUUCAAAUUUAAGACCAGAGUAGCCAAACCGAGAGAAUUCUUUAUAGGUUGGCUAUUUUUUUACAUGAAAGGGACAGUAUAGUCACCAGAACAACUACAGCAUAAUGUGGAAGAAAAUAUGUGAGGGGAAAAACGUCUCCAUAGUAAGGACGGAGUCUCCCUGGAUAUUAAUGUAGUAUCCUGAAUGGACGAGGGAUCAAUGUAGUGAUAUUAAAGGACCACUAUAGUGCCAGGAAAACAAACUCCUUCUCCUGGCACUACAUAGUCCUAAGGUCCCCUCCCACUUACCUUAAUCCAGCACGGGCUCCCUCGGCACUGGUGACCUCUCCCCCAAGUGGAGAUAACUCAAUGCUUUCCUAUGGACGUUCUGUGUGCUCAGUGUAAUUUUCGCAUUCAGCUUCGCAGAAGCGCCACUAGAGGCUGGAUUAACCAUGCAAUGUAAACAUAGCAGUUUCUCGGAAACUGCUAUGUUUACAGCUUUAGUGUUAAAACCUGGGGGACCUGGCACUCAGACCACUUCAUUGAGCUGAAGUUGUCUGGGUGACGAUAGUGGUCCUUUAAGAGUAACACCACCAAUGCGGGAAUUAAGAUUAAUAGUUAAUCAUGUGCUAUAAAUGUCUAUAUAUAUCAAGCCUUGUAAGGCUAUCCUCUGCCUCUUACAAUAGUCCAAUGACCAAAGGAAAUACUGAUUCUAAUAAAAAAACAAUCAGCAAAUAACUGGCUUUAUUGUUGGUGUCUAACUUAGGCUGAGAAGGAAGGAAGAAGUAGGUUCUAGUAAGAUAUAGUACUGGGAGGGUAACAGUAUACAGAUGCUGAUUAUCCUCUGUAAAUCAAUAGUUAGGAAAUAUAUAUAUAUAUAGCUUGAAUAAUAUUCACAGGGAGCUCGUUUGGCUAAUAGUAUGUCCACUGGCUCACUUUUAAAGAAAAUUGCACCUAAUAAGCACAAAGCAGCCAGCCCCAUCGAUCAAUAUGAUCACUAGGGACCAUGAUGUAUAGGAUAGAUAGAAGAUAAGAACAGCCUGUCUCCCUUUAAAUCUUACUAGACAGGUAGAGGAAAAAAGUGAAAAUGUUAGAGGUUUAUUAAAGCAUCAUGUCGCUAGGCAUGUUGGAGAUAACCAGACAUGUCAAACAAAUACAAAAUGUAAGAAAUAAAGUUUAAAAACCGGCAAACAACCCGACGUGCGUUUAGGUGCUAAGGUAGAUGCACCUUUGUCAGGGGAAAAAGGGUGAGUUCUGGUGAGUAUAGUCAGUCUUUCAGAGAAAAUUUUACAUUACAGCCUAGGAACACUUCUAGUAGUCACUCCUCAGAUGACCAAUAGAUGUGCUUCCUGGGUCAGCGCUGCACAGUAUGCAGCACUGACGCUCGGCAUGGAGAUGCUGAACCUUUCCCAUAGAGAUACAUUAAUUCAGUGCAUCUCUAUGAGGAGAUGCUGAUUCGUCAGGGCGGCAUUUUGACAAUCUCAGCCAGUCCAAUGGGAAAGCAUUUUGAUUAGCUGAGAUCAUCAAUGCUGAUGAUGUCAGCCAAGGAGGUGGAUCGGAGUGGGGCCAGACACGAGGUGCCUCAGGCGUAGCUGAAUUAAAGGUCAGUAGAUCACCCUUCUAACCAGGGAUAAGGGGGCCAACUAGCUAAACGGUGGUUUUAGAACUAUAGUGUCAGGAAUACACAGUAGUGUUCUUGACACUAUAGUUGCCCCUUUAAAUUUUAAAUCAACUUUGAAUUCUCACUUUAGUUAAUAACCCUGACAGUGUUAUUCACUGAAGUUUAAAUUGUUAGUGGGUUUGAGUAUUUUGCCCUAAAAUGCAGAGCUCUUGACAGUUCACACUUAAGUGGAUAGCUCUGUUAAAUCAGUCUUAAUUUAUUUCAGUUUUUAUUUAGUGCUAUUUCUAAUUAUGAUGUAACUCUUGCAGCAAAUGAUUCACUUUUUAACAGUACAGUUAUUAUUACUAAUUCAUAAAAUAAUUAUAUAUUUUUCAAUUUGUUAAUCAAUAUGCUUUUUUUGUUUCAUUACUUAUAAUGCACAUGUUUUACAUCCCUGAAUGGGUUUGUGCUAAAGGCGGAAGAUGAAGCUUUGUGAUUCAGAGGCUCAAAAUAAGAUUGACUAUACUCAGUCUCUUUUAUUCUUGUUUAGGAAAUCAGACUUUGUAUUAACCCCCCAAUAAAGCUAAGCCAUUUUAAAUUAGCACAUUCAGGACUGAACUCCAAUUUUUUAAAUUGAUGCUCUUUAAGUAGGUAUAUUAGGUAUAUUGCAAUGUUGAGACAUACAGGGCUGGUCUCACAUUUUCUAAAAUAUAGACACAUCCUCUACUCCCCUUUAGGAGCAACUGAUGAAACAGUGGCAACAGAGCAGGGAGCCAACCCCUCCUUCUCCUUCUGGACCGUCUCCAACUUCUCACCCACCACCAGCGCCUUCCCAGCAGCCUCUUCAAAAAAACAUUUAUGGUGGAGGAGGUUCUCUAGGUCGGACUACUCCUGUACCUGCUCCACAGCCUACAGCCCCCCUGCCACCUCCUCAUGUGAGCUAUGACCCUCGCUGGGUAAUGGUGCCACCUUUCAUUGACCCACGCCUCAUGCAGGGGAGGCCCCUGGACUAUUAUACCCCAACCGCAGGGGUACAUCCAACAGGUAAGUGUAAGGGGAAAGGAAAUGCAUUCUUUUAAAAGAUUAUGGAGUGUAUGAGUUGGAAAGAUGUUGUAGAAAUAAACUUUAAUUUUGACACACAUCGGCUCUGUAUUCAAACGAGCAUGAAUUUAGCAGGGGCUACCCGAUGGACAGUGUGAGGAAUCGGUUUAUGCAGGUGCUAUCUUUCUGUAAAUCACAAUUUAUUCUUGUAAUAUUUGAGUUUUUGUCACUCUUUAAAUUCUAGGGCUGAUGUCCCGGGAGCGUUCGGACAGUGGAGGUUCUGGGUCAGAUGGCUAUGAGCGUCACCCGCCACUUAUCAGGGAGCGUGGAACUCCUCCGACUGACCCCAAAAUUAUAUGGGGUGGUGAGAUGUAUAAUCCUCCUGAGGCAAGACCUCUUGCAUCUCCUCUGCGGCCUAAUCCAGAAGAGGAGGGAAGGGACAUUAGGUAAGCAGUACUAAGGGUGAUAGAAAUUAAAGAGAUACAAACCUUUUUAUCUUUUUCUGCCCAUGCAGCCUUAGCCAUACCUCCUCUGGCUGUGACUCACACAGCCUGCAUGGAAAAAAUAGUUUCAUUUUUCAAUCAGUUGUUAACUUAUCUGCUGCUUUGUAAAUUGAACUUGAAAUCACACACAGGAGGCUCCUGCAGGGUCUAUGACUGAGGUUAUAGUACGUGAGAAAAAAUUAUAAAUUAAAAAGAAUUUGUGAUAAAGGAAGUUUAAACAUUAUAUAUCUAUACAGGAAGUGUUUCAAUGCCUAAAUGGCAAAGAAUUGAGCAGUGAGACUGCAUUGGCUUGAUCUAUACAUCAAAACUGCUUUAUUAAGUUAUUUUGGUGCCUGUAGUAUCCCUUUAAGCAUUGGAAGGCAAUUAACUACUAGAUACAGAACCUCAGUAGUAAUACUGCUGUUUAAUUAUUACAGAGUGCUAAAACUAUUCUUACUCUGAAAUAGUUGAGCUUUUUAAAACAAAGUAAAAAUUAUCUAUGUUAUUUCUCACCAUUAUGGAAUGCACAAUACCACAACACAUUUCACUUUUAUUCUUUCAGGAGUGAAACUCCCCCAAUUCGCACUCUUCCUCCACAACAUCCGCAGUCUUCCACAUACCUGGGAAAUUACUCUUACCCAGAAAAUGCUGCUGCGGCUACUCAGCAGCCACAUGUUGGACAUGGACAUCGCUACACUUUGGAUGAACAACGCACCUGGCAUCAGCAACAAAAUCAUGCUGCUCCACAGCAUCCCACAUCUACUCCAACUGCUGAGCAGAGACGCCCUGAGGUGGUACCAUCUCCAUCUCCAGCCCCUGCACCUAUCUCCCAGCCUCGACCAGUGGAUGAUGAACCAGUCAUACUUCGGAGAGAGGUUUCCAUUCCUGCUUCUCAGCCAGAGGCAGCUUCCAAACCUGAGGCUUGCAAUGCACGACACAAGGAAGACAGGAAAGAAAUUGCUAAGGAAGAACCAGUGACAGAGAGACAAACUGGGAGACAUGAGAGACAAGGCGGUCGCCCAGAUUAUCACAAGCCGAUACCACGCCGUGAGUCCAAGACUGAAACACGCUGGGGUCCAAGGCCUGGAGGUGGAGGAAACCGAAAACAAGAGGAACCUGCUACUGUUGGAGGUGGUUCUUCUCAAACACCUUCCCAACGCCGAGUAGGCCCCAUAAAAAGAGCAGUAAAGCGAGAGGAGACUGUAGCCACUGAGCGUCACGAAGGUAGAAUUACUCAAGCACCACCAGCUGCUUCAGAGCCACAAAAACCUAAACAAGUUGGCCAGCCUUCCCGGGAAGGAGAACCUGCAGCAGUAUCUCCCUCGCGUAGAAGGAAAGAAACAACUCCGUUGAUGCCUGCGAGGGGCUCUCCUGCCUUGUCUUCAGUGUCCCGGGGCCGUGGAAGAGGGGAAUACUUUGCUCGAGGAAGGGGAUUCCGUGGGGCAUAUAGUGGACGGGGACGGGGAGGUAGGGGCAGAAGCCGAGAGUUUCGGGGUGGCUACCGUAGGGAGAGCCCCUUUUACAGAGAAGAUGGUGAUGUUGAGAGCAAAUCUAUACGUGACCCAGGAGGCCGGGAACGUAAUGCUAGUGAAACCCGGAGUGAGGGCUCAGAGUAUGAAGAGGUGCCCAAAAGAAGGCGGCAGCGUGGGUCUGAGACUGGUAGUGAGACUGAGCCAGCUGCGUCUGAAAAAGAAGUGGGAAAAGUAGGACUGCAACACCAUCAUCAACAGAAUGAGGUUUUGGUAUCCAACCAUCAGCGCCAUCCAGAUAAAGGUAGAGAUUCUGGCAGGGGUCGUACCUUUACACCUAGGGGGGUGCCAUCAAGAAGAGGCCGAGGAGGAGCACCUAUGGUUUCUGUAGCAUGGAAUCCUCACCCUAAGCAUCAGCCCGCACAACCUCAACUUCCUCCUACCCAGCCGCCACCUCAGCCACAUAAACUAGAGAGGAAAAAUGAAAAGGUGCUGGUCAGUGAAGGACCUCCUGUUUCCAACGAGGAACGUCCACCACCACCACCCAGGAGGCGACGUCACCAUGGAAGAUCUCAACAGCAAGAUAAACCUCCCCGAUUCCGUAGACUGAAACAGGAGAGAGAGAAUGCUGCCCGAGCAGGGAAUGGAGGAGGGCAGCAGCCACCGCCAACACAGCAACAGCUCACGCAGGAGCAGCACCAACGUCCUGCUCAAAAUGAGGAGGAUCGUAUAAUUGUUCGCAGAGGGCAUAAAUCGCCCGAGCCAUGUAAUGCCAAUUCCGAUCAGGCUAAUGAAGAGUGGGAGACAGCUUCUGAGAGCAGUGACUUCACAGAAAAAAAGGAGAGAGGUGAGGUUCUUCAGAAUGGAGGCAGCAUUACUACUUCAACCAUUAUAGGAGGAGGAAGAGAUCAAAGGAAGGAUUUAUCAAAAAGAAGCUUCUCCAGCCAAAGGCCAGUUAUGGAAAGGCAGAACCGCAGACCCAUGCAUCCAGCCGGGCCAAGAACAGGCCGUGGGGGAGGAGGUGGCGGUAAAAGUGGAGAAAAAAGAAACUGGCCUUCUCCUAGAAAUAGGGGGUAAGUUAUCAUUUGGCAAACCACUGCAGUUUUGUCAGCUAUAUGUUCUCUUUUAGCAAAGCGUGAUUAAAACCAAUCAUUAUCAUGUUUUAAGGGGAAGGACAAAUGAAGACCGCCCUCCACCUUCAGUUCCUCUGUCACAUUCUGCUUCCAGCACUAGCGCUGUGUAUCGUGUAGACCGGGUCAUCCACAGCAACCCAGUGGGCAUACAGCAGGCACUGAAUGAACUUGGACAGAGACACAACAAACCUGCCCCUGCAAACAAUAACAUGGAUUCCUCUGGAGGGCGCUGUCAACAACGAGCAGGUUAGAGACAACUUUGUGUUGUUUGUGACUUAGGGCAAUGAGCAAACAGAGUGUGACCGGGAGACUGAGGGCAAUGAGCAAACAGUGUGUGACCGGGAGACUGAGGGCAAUGAGCAAACAGAGUGUGACCGGGAGACUGAGGGCAAUGAGCAGUGUGACCGGGAGACUGAGGGCAAUGAGCAAACGGAGUGUGACUGAGGGCAAUGAGCAAACGAAGUGUGACCGGGAGACUGAGGGCAAUGAGCAAACGGAGUGUGACCGGGAGACUGAGGGCAAUGAGCAAAUGGAGUGUGACUGAGGGCAAUGAGCAAACAGUGUGACCGGGGGACUGAGGGCAAUGAGCAAACAGAGUGUGACCGGGAGGCUGAGGGCAAUGAGCAAACAGAGUGUGACUGAGGGCAAUGAGCAAACAGUGUGACCGGGAGACUGAGGGCAAUGAGCAAACAGAGUGUGACCGGGAGACUGAGGGCAACUUAGUAAAGGAGUAAAGCAGACCUGGGAACUGAGAACAACGAGCAAACUGAGUGUGACUGAGGGCAAUGAGCAAACAGAGUGUGACCGGGAGACUGAGGGCAACUUCGUAAAGGAGUAAAGCAGACCUGGGAACUGAGAACAACGAGCAAACUGAGUGUGACAGAUAUGUGGUCUCGGGACAGAGAGGAAAGGGUGUGUGAGCACUAAGGGCAACAAGCAUAUGUAGUGUGACAGAUCUCAGGACAUUGGGCAAACUGAGUUAGAGACAUUUGAACUAGAUCUAUUAAGCAGGUUGCUCUCUUUCAGACUCUCUCCUUGAUACUCGCCAUGAAUCCGUAAAUGAAACAUUUGCUGUACCAUUACCAAAACGCGCAACGCGGCCUCGGAGAAGCAGAGAUAUAGCACCAGAGGUAAGGUUGCUGUGCAGUCCAAAUAUGAAUAUAGUGUAAAUGGUGUUACACGGCAUUAUUGUGCAUAACGCGUAUAUCGGCUUUAUUUUGAGUCUGUUGCACAGUAUUGUAGUGUAAUGGUCUUAUUACAAGUUACUGCUGAGCAUUGUUUUUCAACAUUGUUCUACAGUUCUAUAUUGAAUAGGUGCUGUUCUGUGUUAUGCUGAUGUAACUGCUUCUGUUACGCAUAAUAGUAGUGUAAAUGAUACACAAAGGGUUUUCUGUCUGUCUUUUACAUACAUGAAUUUUCCCCUCUUCUAGAAUGUGCACUUUUCUGGAGCACCUGUUAGCAGCAGGCGCUGGCAAGAGUCGGUUACACGGAAUCACCACCCAGAAACCCUUGCUCCACGUGUCUGGAGCAGAGAUCAGAGCAGUAAGUCUGUCACUAGAUGAUGGGUGUGGUUAAAGUAAUUCUGGAUUGUGGCUUAUAAUGUGAUUUAACGUUCCUUACCUAAUUGACUUGGUUCCAUUUGAUGUUGUAUAAGUGUGUUCUCUGUGAUAUGUUUAGUACAGUCACCAUGAAUUAUGCAUGGAUUUAUUUCUUUCUCUUAUUACAAUAUCCCUUAUCCCUCGUUCAAAAGUUUUUCUCCUUUUCUCAGAUGAUCGAGGGAAGUUGGGUCCAUCUUACUCCAUGGAGCCAUGGAUGGAGCCUCUGACUGGCUAUGAAGAUCCUAUAAACACAGAGGUAAACAAGGGGGCAGGAGUUUGGGAGCAGGCAACAUUGGUUUGUUUUUUUAGUGAAACUAGCAUUGUGUGCAAUAGUUCAUUGCAUCCUGUCUAGAGCCUUUAUUUCUGAGAGCAGACUUUGCCCUACCUGUAGGUAUAAUUGGUGAUACUGCACGUUUUAAAGACGGCUGGCUGUGUUGAUCACUGAAUGUGCCCUGUAUAAAUGUGACGAGAUCAAAAAUCUAAGUCUCAUUUUUUUCCUUUUUUCCCCUCCAUCUUAAGAUGAGUCAAUCAGACAGCGGAGUUGAUCUCAGCAGUGAUUCCCAGCUCUCUUCCAGCAGUUGCAGCCAACGUAGCUCCCCUGAUGGUGGGAUGAAACCUGAAGGAGGGAAGAGAUCUGGACACCCAGUGUCCACUGGGCAAUCACAACAGGGACACCCCCAAGUAAGGCAUCUAGUUCUGUCAGUGUGUCCACCCCACUUCUCACUUUCUAUGUCUUUCUGUUCUCCAUGUUCACUGUCCUCUGUGUUCAUCCUUCCUAGGUGAUGGUUCCUCCCCCUGAUCCAAUUGGAAUGGAGCGUGCCCAGAAGCCCAUGGCAGAAGGUCCUCUUGGACCUAGUGCUCCCUCUUGCCUUCCAUCUGCUCCACACUCCCCCAGUCCUCAGGUGAAUAACAAUCACAUCUCAAAUUCGGUCUCCUUUUUGCUUUCAAUGCUGCAUCUAACCCUGUCUUCCUCCCCUUAUUUCCUUUAGCUAGUAAUUUAUACUCCCUCUUUCUUUUAUGAAAGGAGCCCUGUCACCCAGCUGACAGCACGAAGUAUGGCAGAGAAAAGCAAGGUGGUUCUAGUCAGCAGUCAUGUAUGGUGAGAGGAACAUGUUUUAUUUCCAUUCUGGACUUUCUCCUCCUUGCCUUACUGGCCAUUUAGCUUUCUGCUAGUCCUCCCCUUCUUUCUGUCUAAUAUGGACUCCUGCUUUCUCUCUUCCUGUCACAGCCUGUCCUGUACUAUCAGAAAUUUCCCUUCUCUCACAUCUGUAGCAACUAUUUCACUAUUCUGAUUGUAUAACAUCAUACAAUUGUUUUAUAAUUUUCGUAUCUUAUAUGUCUGCUUUCUCUGUAGUUAUCAUACUGCUAACUAGUCCUGUCUGCCCACAGACUUCCAUCCCUUGUUAUCAGGCCAAAUUAUUUUCUGCAUCAUUUGCAUGGCUUCUGGCUUUGCCAAAUUCUCUGCAACAAAACACAGCCUGUGCCCCUAAAUCACUUUUCCUUUUAUCACUCUAAAAGGUCAAGGUUUUUUUCUGUAUUCCAUCCAUUAUUAAAGUAACACUUUAAGCACCAUAACCACUCAUCCCAGAGCUUAGCAGUACCCUGAGAGCGCUUGGGUGAUGCUCUCUUCAAAUAAGCAACGUUCUGCUUAGCUCUGGAUGGAAGUCUGUAGUCAAGUUAUCAAAGCGUACUAAAACAAGUUGGCAAAUUAUAUUUUACUGCUUUAGCAGACAAUAGGGGUUAUGAUGCUUGGACUAUUACUUUAACCCAGACUGUCCUCAUGUUUACAUUGAUCUCUCUCUGACUAGUAUGAGCAUCGUAUGACUUGGUCCUCUAUCAAUAAAGAACAUAACUUAAAAGCUGUUGAAUAUGUUUGUGGGUUUAGUCUUCCAUAUAUGUCAUUUAUGCAUUGACCAGCACUCUGCACUUCAUUAUACAGGCCUGAUUGGAUGUAUGAAAGAUGAAUGCAGUGGUCACAUUCUUCAUUGUCUUUUCCAGGUGGCCUCCUCUCCUCGCACAUGGGAUAUUCCUCCUCAAUUAGCUACAGCUGAGCACCAGAUGGACCACCGACAACUGGCUCUCUCACCCAGCCACCCAGAAGGCUCGAGACACCCAUUACCAGGUAUGGAAUUUUAUAGUGUGUGUGUGUGUGUGUAUAUAUAUAUAUAUAUAUAUAGAGAGAGAGAGAGAGAGAGAGAGAGAGAGAGAGAGAGAGAGAGAGAGAUAUCUUCAAUGUGUUGUGAAAAUCCCAAUAAAAUCCAUUUUAGUUCCAGUCAAUAACACUACAAAAUGUACAGAACAGAGAGAAAUAUUUUCAGGCGUCCUUCUUUUGCAGAAACCUAAAAGGGGAAAUUCCACCGAAUCUGUUAUUCCACUGUCUCCUAUUGACAUGAGACCACGAGUGAUUACCGUAUAUAUUCGACUAUAAGCUGAAUUUUUCGGCACAUUUUUUGUGCUGAAAAACCCCCACUCAUCUUAUACUCGAGUCAGUGUCUGUAUUAUGGCAACUUACAUUGCCAUAAUACAGACCAGGACCGCCGGGCUCAUUACAAGCCAGGCGGUCCUGUUGGGGGCUGGCAGCGAGCUGUAACUUACCUUUCCUGUCAGCUCCCUUCUCCUCCAUGCAGCUCUCCUGUCAGCACCCUUCUCCUGCGUUUCAUUCAGCUCCCCUGUCAGCUCCCACUGUAAGUCUCGCGAGAGCUGCGGGGUUAGAGCCGUGGCAAUGCUCCGCGCGGCAGUCACACCGCAAGACUUACAGUGGGAGCUGACCGGAACACAGGAGAAGGGAGCUGACAGGGGAGCUGCAGGAAAGGUAAGUUACAGCUCGCUGCUAGCCCCCUUAUAUUAAAUUUAAAUAAUAAAACAUUUAAUUAUAUUAAAAUAAAAAUAUUAAACUUUUUUUAAUAUUAAAAUAAUAAUAAUGAUAAAAAAAAAAAAAAAUGCCCACCCCCACCAAAGUUACACACUCUGCAUCACAUACACACACUCUGCAUCACAUACACACACUCUGCAUCACAUACACACGCACUGCAUUAUAUACACACGCACUGCAUUAUAUACACACGCACUGCAUUAUAUACACACGCACUGCAUUAUAUACACACGCACUGCAUUAUAUACACACGCACUCUGCAUUAUAUACACACGCACUCUGCAUUAUAUACACACGCACUCUCUCUGCAUUAUAUACACACGCACUCUCUCUGCAUUAUAUACACACACACUCUCUCUGCAUUAUACACACACACACUCUGCAUUAUAUACACACACACUCUGCAUUAUAUACACACACACACACUGCAUUCGUCAUAUACACAAAAUAAAUAUUCAAUUAAUGUAAUUUUUUUGUGGAUCUAAUUUUAUUUAGAAAUUAACCAGUAGCUGCUGCAUUUCCCACCCUAGUCUUAUACUCGAGUCAAUAAGUUUUCCCAGUUUUUUGGGGUAAAAUUAGGAAUCUCGACUUAUAUUCAGGUCGACUUAUACUCGAGUAUAUACGGUAUAUAAUGAGCAGAGCUCAAAACUUCAAGUCCUAUGCCUACUAGCCAGGCCUGAAAGUUACUGGCCACUGCCAGCCUAGUCCUGGCACACUACAUGCAAGUGGAAAUUCUGAACCAUGGAAUUAAGAAGCCAUGUUGUUUUCAUUAUAUAAUGCUGAGGCGUUUUCUGGUCAUGGAGCAGGAUUAACAACUCUGCACAUAUUUAUAGGGAGAGCUGCUGAGUGCCUGUUGCCUAAAUGUUUUAGUGCAGAGCGUAUUUGAUGCACAGUAGGUUGGGUUCUCUUUGAUUCUGGUUUGGACAUGCACUCAGACUCCAUGAGUCUUAGUAUUUCUGUUGCCGAAAAAGGCAUUUUAAUAGUUUGUAUUUCCAUCUUUCAGAUGAUCGCAGUCAGAGAAUCUUUUCCAACCAGUACUACCAGGUAUGUGAUUAUCUAAUAAAGAGGGGAGCUUAUUCUAAAUCUGUGACGUUUGUGUUAAUGGACCACUAUAGACACCCAGACCACUUCAACUCAAUGAAGUGAUCUGGGUGCCAGGUCCUCCUAGUUUUAACCCUGCAGCUGAAAAUAUAGCAGUUUCAGAGGAACUGAUAUGUUUACACUGCAGGGUUAAUCCAGCCUCCAGUGGCUGUCUCCCUGACAGCUGCUAAAAGGUUCUUCCGAGAUUUACACUUAGUAAAUCACACUUAUUUGACGCUGGACAGCCUCACGGAGUCCAGCGUCAAAUAAGAUCUUCAUUGGACAGCAUUGAGUAAUGCUUUCCUAUGGGCGGAUUUGAAUGCGCGCGUGCCACUGGCCGCGCAUGCGGCUCUCCUCGUAGUGUUUUCGUAGCACUAUAGGAUCCCUUUAAGUAAAUUGGUUAUUUAUAAGAGGCCUUUCUUUCAGCUCGAUCUUCAUGUCACCACUACGGGCAAUGGGUAUAGACCUGGGACACCGUCUCUGCAGCAGUACAGGUAUAUGAGUUUCACCUUUCACUCUCUCCCCCCACAUAUUCCCCCUCCUCUCAAUGUUAUCUCUAUUCUGUCUUUCUUAUAUCUAAUACUUGAUUAUUUGUUGUUUUUGCGUAUUACCCACAUAUCUCCAUACUGUUUUUUUAUUUUCUCAGAUCCCAGCCUCUGUACCUGCACGCAGCUCCGUCCCCAGGCUCGUCACCUGCUCUGCUUCCUGGCUCUGCUGUCCUUUCUGGCAUUGCCCUGAAAGGCCAGUAUGUGGAUUUCAGUGACCUGGCAAAGGUACCUGCAGGGAGCCUUCUGUACCCUGCGCCUGCGUUUCUCUACAGCGGCCAUUACUGCCCUGCCCAGGUUAGCACGGACCAGCAGCAGCCGCUUAUGCAGGUGAGACGGGAUGAGAAAUUAAGGACUUUUGGUUUAUUAUUAUUAUUAUAAUUAUUGCUUGGCGUCUAAUUACAUGGCUGCUAUGUGAGAUGUAGUACUGUGUGUUUAUAUCCUAGACAUCGAUUUUAACAUUGUUCCAUAAUAGGUUCAUUGCAGUUUGUUUGUGUCUAAUUAUCUGAAUUAAAUUCUGACUUAUAUAUUCUUUUCUCUUAGGUCAGACAGGAUAUGACCUCAGCCUCUGAUUAUUACUCUCCUUCCCUUCAUCACACAGGGCAGGGAGGAUAUCUGCCGCCAGCUGCAACCCAACAGGUACUAAAUUCUCGCUUAGUUAAGAGUCAGGAUGAGCCUGUCAGGCAUGAAAAGAAAGGUGAUAGGAGAGACACAGAUUUAUGGUCAUCUUAGCCCUGGGUUGUUACCAUUGUGAGUCAGACAUGUCUGCAGGCAAAGCAAAGUAGUAAAUUUACAGGCAAUAUACUUCAUACAUGAGGGGCAUUAUCUACGGUGGUUAAGUAAAUAUGCCGGUAUGCAAGUGACAGCUAGCGUCGAGCAGGAUCCUGCUCUGCUACCAGUCUCUGUGUGAGGUCUGACUAGGGGAACCUGCCUAGAACAAUUAAAAGAAAUGGGCAGUGGGUCCUGUGACCUGUCUCCCUCUCUCCCAGCGCUGGAGCCCUCGGGCAUCUGGCUUUAAGGUCCUCCGUUGAGGUAGUUAUCUUGCUUGCGGCUCAUAAGGCUCCGUGUUGUGGGAGUGGAUGGUGAGGAGUCACAAGCCGCCGCCAUCUUGCAGGAUAGGCCUCGGAUGUUUCUUGCACCCCAGUCACCUCACCCCUCAUGCUCUCCCUAGUAGGGACCAGAAUGACCCCCCGGCCAAAGAGGGGGAAACGGGACCGGCAAGCCGCUUUGGCAGUCGACGUGUGGCAGCCGGGGGGGAGGCCCCCUACCGAGUAGGAUAAUAAUUACAUACUCUCUAAUCCUACCAUUGUCAGCCUAAAUCCAGUCUUCCAGAGAAAUUGUAGUCUGUGCAAGCCCAGCUGGUCAAUUUUAUAUUUAAAAAGUGGACUCUUUCAAAUGGUGAAAAAAUCACUAUAACCACGCAAUCUCUCUCUGCCAUCUCCAACGUUCACAUGAUAAACAAACUGAUGGUGAUUUUAACCCCUUUGUUGUCUGUGUAUAUAGGGGCAUGUAUUGGUGUUCGAUGCAGUGGAACAAUCACUAUCUGUGUGCCAUUGAUUAGCUACAUACCAGCUAUAUUGGUUCUCCUUUUUGUAAUAUAGGUUGGACCUGCUGCUUUGAAUGGUUUGGCAGGUUAUAUCCCAACCUAUUGGGCUGGUGUGACAGCUUAGGCCUCUUAAGGCUCUUCUAGAGACAAAGCUCUCUUUGCUUGAAAUCGUUGAGUUGGGAUGCGGAUGAACAUGUUUUUUUUGGCGUCUGGAAAUAUUUAUACCAAUUCAGGCUUGCUUAGCUUAAUAAAAAAUAUUUUUUAAAAAGUAUAGCAAUCUAUUGGCGUGAGGACUAUUACCGAGGUGUUAAAAAAAAUCCACUGUUGUGCCUGUAUCUUUAAAGAAUGGCUCUCUGGCCCCCCACUCCUUCCCUAUAUCGCUGGUAAAAGUAGGGCUGAAUUAAGUUAAGCGUGCCGGAUAUUUGGACAUUGGGGGGGAAAUGAAAAUCUUUCUCAUAUUCCAUGGUUUUAUUUAGCUCUACCUAGUACUCUAGGCCCCCAUUGGUCACCCUGGGAGACGUCUACUUUCUGGCCUGUUUUCUAUGGUUCUUAUUGCUGGCUUAGGCUGGCCCUGAUAGGUAUACUGAAUUCCUGUAAUAAUUUUCAUGCCCACAGAGAGUCAGAUUCAGCUUUCCAUAAUAGCACAGAGAGCAUGAUCAAGCUCCUACUUUUCCACAUUGCCGGUGUAUGGAUGAAAAGCCAGAACUCUGAACUAAACCUAACUGCCCUUGUCUGUAGGGUUAACUAGCCCAGUACUCCUACUCACAGGUUGGCAGCUGGAACCAGUCUGAUGUGACUGCUGUUUCUUUUUUGAUCACUGACAUUUCUCUUGACUUUUAUCAUGUUUUUUUUUUCUGUUUUUCAGUUGCAUGUUUUUGCCACUAGAAGGCAUAAUAGAAUAACAUUUGAAUGAGAUAUUCCUAAAUUGUGAGGGUUUAUUUACGGAAUACCACAGUGAAUUGAAUGCAAAGAUUUCAUCAAAAAGUGUAAACAUUCUGCAGCCUUUUUGGGGUACAGUAAAACAUGUUUUUUGCAGUGUGAUUGUGUCACCUCUUUGUUGGACCCAAUUGUUACUUGCAUUAUUGUGCCCAAGUGCAUCAUAUUAAAACAUGCAAAAAUCUGGUUUUAUUGCUUUACCUUUAUCACGGACAGCGAGAGGUGCACUGAUAAUAUAUUCUGUAUGUGUUUUGAAAGAUAAAUAUGGGUUUGAUCUCGAAUCAGUUUUUUAGACCUCCCUGUUUAAUUUAUUUCUCUCCCUUGCAGGUUCUUCUCUCCAUGGUGGACUCCUCCCUUCCAGUUAUGGGAUUUGGUUCUCUCUCUUCUGCACCACAGCAGCCUCCCCUUGUUCCCAUGGGACAAGCAAUGCAGCCUCUCCAGCAGGUGUCUGCUUCAGACAGAUCCCAAUCCCACCUGAGAAAUGAGGUGAGUCCUUCCAUUGUAGUUGCACUAGUAGUAGCUGUCAUAUAUUAAUAUAUGUGCUCCAGCCGUGGUAUCAGUAUCCAUUAUUUUAGUUUGUUUAACUCCGUAUAAGCCAAAUCUGACAGUUUAUUAUUAUUUAUAAAGUGCCAACAGCGCUGUACAAUAGGUGGAUUAAGAAACCUGUAUUGUAUUUGCAACAAGACAAGUUGGAUGCACAGGAACAGAGGGGGCUCAGAUCCCUGCUCAAACGAGCUUACAUUCUACAUUGUAAAAUGAAUGUUCAUAUUUGCAAGAACAAUGUAAAGAUCGUAUAUUAAAUGCUCUAAAGUGCCACUGUGUCUUAAAAAAUAAGAAAAUUACACAUUAAUGUGCAUUUGAAUGCAAAUCAUGAUACAGAUGACACCGAUAAGGAGGGGGAAGUAAGCGGAUCUGUUUCAUAAUUAUAUGUCGCAGUUUCAGACACAGUCGCCUGAUAUAAAGCAGCCAGAGGAUCACAGGAGGGCUGUGGGAGGAGCCGGACCUUGUAUCCAAUCAUCAGGAGGAAGGUAAUGGCAACCAAUGGGGGCAGCAGGUUGUUCCCUUCUGAACCUUGGUUGUGAUUGGAGUAUAGGUGUUAGAGUACCUGUACACGUCUGUUCUCUCUGCACGGACAGGCACAGGACCCCUAAAACCAAACACUGUAACGCAGGAUGUCAUACAAUGAUAAAUGCAUGCCGCAUAACUCUAUAAAACAAGAUCCUACUCUUCUGUAUAAAUCUUUGUAGAGACUUUAAAACAUCCCAUAAUAACAUCCCAUAAUAACACGUUUUCUAAACUCUGUAUUUUGGUAACACAGUUAUCUGCUUUGUCAUGCCAGAACAGCUGAUUUGAUUUGGUUGAUGCUGAGAUUUUAAUGAUUUUUCACUAAUGCUAAAGUGUUUUGUUUUUUCCAUUUUAAAAAGGUCGAAAUCUUCAAAUUCAAACUAUGGAAUUGUCCGAAAUCAACGUUUUGAUGUGUAUCAGCAGGUGGGUUUGAUUUCCAAGGUUUGUGAUUACGUGUAAUUAAGGCUGGAAGUUCCAAUAUGGUUUUAUUUUCAUGUUGAUGGAGAGCACCACUGUACUUUGUAAAAUGUAUACGCUGAAGGAAAGACGACCAUUACAGUCACCCUGACUCUUUCAUCUCAUUUAAAUGGUCGUGGUGUUGAAGUCCUGUCCUUUAGCUCUGCAAUGUAAAACCUUUCUGUUUUGUUUUUUUUUUUGUUUGUUUUGGAAACCGCAAGGAUUACAUUGCAGGGUUAAAUCCACCGCUAGUGGCGGUUUUCCUGAAACUUGAUCCUAGAGAAUGCUGCUAAAUGGCACCAUUUGAUUGGAGGUGCGCUGCACAUGCAUUCUCCAAUCCAAUGCUUCUCUGUGAGAAGCACUGGAUGAAACCAUAUCGCAGGUAAUGUCAGCAUGCAUGUUGACAGUGGCAGAUCUGGGGGCUGCAGCUUUGGAGUCUCAGCACGGGAAAAAUAGUUAUCUUUACUUAAAUUACAUUUUACAAAGCAAAGUGUGGUAGACAAUGAUCACAUUGCUAUUUUUGGGCCCAUAGGUUCUCUUUACUCAAGGUGGUUAUAAGUGAGCUGCCAGGAUAGUAAAUUUAUUAGUCUCUGACUUUCCUACAAACUAAGUACUUCCAUCAACAGGAAGUGAAUGCAUAAAGGGAAACAUGGCAUGUCUGUCAACUCUACUUGCACAAAGUCAAAGCAAAAAUUAAGCAGAAUUGUUAGACCUGUUGACUUUACAAAAAAAUGAAUUCCUACAGCUGUCUUGUGCGGGAAUGGACGGCAGGAACGUACCCAGCUCUCUACUACAAAUCCAAUGAUGUUUUGGAAGGUUGGCUCAGCGUCAUGUUACUCAUAGACCCAUAAUGCUCACCCCUGGCCUACUGAUAAAAUAUUGUUUGGGGCAAUAAUUGCAUUUUAUGCUAAUUGGGAUUAAUAUACUUUUACUGAUGGAGAAAGACAUUAAUCCCCUCGUCAAUAAAUGUAACCCUGGAUUGGAAUACUGGGCUGCAAAUAGGAUCUUCAUGCUACCAACUUAUUCAUUUACUGUCUGGAACUGUUCCUGUGCUGCAUAAUACUCAGGUCUCAAAACUUCCACUAGCCAUCGGUGAAAGUUACCCCUGGUGAGUAUGCUAUAGCUUGCAGGAGAGAGUAACUUUUAUGGCCUGACUAAUAUCAAAUUGUAAUCCUUGAUUUAAUAAUGAUCUGCUUCCUCUAAUUUCCCAGGCUCUACCUCCCGAAGCCUCACGCUGGACACUGAGAUCUUGGGACAGACCACCGACUCGGGAUGCUGAACCCCAUAAUGCCAGAGACGCUCAGAGCAGUUCCACCCCUGCCCCUCGAGACCCCUGAUUUACCCUGCCACUUGAUCCUUUAAAGUAGCCCGGCAAAAUCAGACGUAAUAUUUUUUUCUCUUGGCAGAAUUAAUGGGAAACAUUUGUGAUGGGGAAAUAGAAACUAGGGGGGGAGGGAAAGGGGUCUCCUGUCUGGUCGAACUGGCUUGAAAUAUUGUAAUUCCCCAUGAUAUAUUAAAGUCCAGACUCUCACUGCUAUAUUUUCCUCCUCCCCUCUUUCAAUACUCCUCUGCAACUUAAUUUUUUUUUUUUCCUGCCCAUUUUUUUUUCUGACAAAUAAAGAAUAUUUUCUCCCAUACAUUCUGUUUAUUUAAAUGCAAACUAAAAGAAAGUAUUAAAUUGAUCUCGCUAGUUCUUAACACACAUAUAUAUAUAUAUAUCUAUAUAUAUCUGUCUGUAUACACAGACAGCAGAAAUGUGAACAGAUUAUAAAAAGCUAUAUAGAUAUAUGUAUAUACAUAGGUAUAUCAUUAACCAUGUAAAUCAUGAUUUCAAUAUAAAUAUAUCAUUAAAGAGCAUUUAACUUA